GCCUCUAGCUCACGUGCCCGGCCCCUCCUGCCUCUCUCUGCCCAUCCUUGGCUCCUUCGGCCCCUUGCUCCGCUGCUAACAGCCCUGGCUGCCCUCCCAUUGCUCUCCUCCUUCAAUGGCUUCUUGCUCGCCCCUUGUGCUACCCCCCUUCCUGUUGCUUCUCCCCUCACUCGCUCCUUCUCUCCUUCAUUUUCUCCCGUCCUCUCUCUCCCUCCUUCCAUCUCUCCCUCGCCCUCUGUCUUGCCCUGUCCUUCCCUAACUUGUUCCUCUCUGCCGCUUGCUUUCCCUCUGGGCUCCUGUCCUCUCCCUUGCUCUGUCCUCGGCUCCAUCCCAGGCCCCGGCUGUUGCUGUUCCUCUGGGAUUGGCACCGCCUGUUUCCCUGCGGUGCUAGGCGCUGUACCCGGGCGCCAGAAUGCCGGCUGGGAAGCCGAGGGGUUUAGGACCCGGCCGGGGCGGCAGGCGGGCAGCCCAUGUGCUCCCUCCCAAGCCGUCCCUCUAUUGUCUGGGAGCUGCAGCCCCGAGCUGCCGGCUGCUGCAGACGGAGGCGCGGUCGGGGCGCGGCGUGGCGCUCGGGGGCCGGGCAUGGUGCGGGCCGGGGGAUCUGAGCCCCGCGCCAGCCCCAUGGCCCCGGGGCGGGCUGGGAUGGGCCCCCCGCUGCUCGCUGCCCCCCGGGCCUCCGGCCGCGGCUGCCUGGUCCUGCUGGCCGCGCUGCUGGCGCUGGAGACGGCGAGAGUGAACGGCGAAUCGGACCCCUCCGACCUGGUGUACCUGCCAGCCGAACUCAAGGUGUUGGACGUCCCGGACCAUUUCCGGCUGCAGCGGGUGGAUCAGUACCUGCCGGGAAACACUUCCCUGGGCUCCCACUCUGAGACCUACCUCCUCCUCGGUCGCCCGCCCACGGCAAAGCCUGUCGUCCAAGCCACCUACCUGCCCUUCACUGCCAAGCAGGCAGUGCCGGCAGCCGAUCCGCACCUCAGGGACGGCGCCUCGGCCUGGGAGGUGCGCGCCGUGUCCCUCGAGGGCGCCGUGUCGCCCGCCGAGCCCUCUGCCAGGGUCCUCUUCCACCUCAAGGGGCAGGAUUGGCUGCCGCGACGGCACGACCUGCCCUGCGUCUCUCUGCACGCGUUUCACCGCACGCAGGCUGCCCACGGAGCCUGCCGCCUCCAGGCGCCCCUGGGGGUGUGCGUGGUGGAGCUGGCGUUCCCCCCACGCUGGUUCUCCGCCACCCCCCCCUCCUCUCACAGCCGGCGCAGAGCUGCGGAGCCGGCCGGGCCCCCCGAGCGAGCCGAGUUGUACUACAGCCUGGGGCCAGGAGACAUGUCCGUGGAGUGCGGCCACGCAGGGCCACGGGAGAGGCCCCGGCCGGGCAGCGAGGGCACCAAAGAGAGGCUGCACUAUGUGGCCGCGGUGGAGCUGCGAGCCACGGACCCGCCGCGGCGCCAGGAGGUGCGGCUGGACGACAACGUGCACAUCCGGGUCCCCGACAUGGCGCUGCGGCCGGGGCAACUCUUCACGGCCACCUUGAUCCUCCAGCAGAACUUCACCGCCAACCUGCUGACCCUCAGGAUCAAGGUGAAGAAGGGGCUGCAGGUCCUAGCUGCCCGCCCUGCCGUCCCCGAGGCCUGGACGGCCAAGCUGGACAAGUUCAAGGGCUCCAAGCACCACACUGCUCUGGUCACCUGUCGCCGGCUGGACGCUGGCCAGUUGGACUGGAGGGCAGCAGAUUUCCCUGAGUUCCUCUACCUGGACUUGGCAGUGGAGAACGGCACAAGCGGCCUGGCCUCCACGCGCCCCGUCACCUGGCAGGUGGAGUACCCCGGCCAGGACCCCGAGGCAGAGAAGGACAAGAUGGUGUGGGAGAUCCAGGUGGCGGAGCGUGACGUCCGGGCGCUGGUGCCGCUGGUGAAGGAGCAGGAGAUUGUGAACACCGCCCCCCUGACAGGGAUCCCCCAGGCGGUGCCGGUGAAGCUGGUUGCUGUGGAGACAGGGGGAGCUGUGUUUGAGGUCACUGAGCAGAUGGGGUGUGAGUCCGCCAACAAGCAGGUCCUGAAGGUGGCAGACAGGUGCGACUCCGUCUACGUGGGGGGCAAGGAGAACCGGGGCGCCCGCGGGGCCCGGGUCGAUUUCUGGUUCCGCCGGCUCCACGCCUCGCUGCUCUUCACCGUCUGGGUGCCGCUGCUGCCCCUGCGCGUGGAGCUCACCGACACCACCCUGGAGCAGGUGCGCAGCUGGAGGGUGCCUGGCACCGCUCCGGACAGGUCAGUCCCGCGGGCUCCCUCCCUAGCGCAGGGAUCAGAGCUGCCGGUGGGCAGGCGGGAAGGGGAGGGCAGGGCUGUUCUUGCCUGUCUCCCCCCUUCCCCUCUCCCCCGUCCCCCUGUGCAGGUUCGCUCCCCCAUCUCAGACUCCAUUCUGGGCGAGCAGACCCUGGUGGUGUCCGACGAGAAGGUGGCUGUGUUGGAGCUGCAGGCCCAGCUGGUAUCGGGCCUCUCGCUGGCCCUGAGCAUGGAGCCAGGACACCCCGACAUCCUCACGGCCACCUGCCGGGCACUCACAGCCCUGCACUCCCCAAAGCAGGAAGCAGCAAUCAGUGUCUGGCUGGUGUUCACCGACCACACCGUGGCCCCAGUGGAGCUCUAUGGCUGGCAGGACGUUGCGCUCUCCAUCUCCUCAGUGGACCCUGGCGUGGCCUGGGUGCAGCCGGAUGAGGAGCUGGCUCCCCCACUGAUUGUGGCCAACGGGGCGGGCCGGGGGCCCCCCCUGACCGUGGUGGGGCCUCAGAGGCGAGCCCCAGCCGGGGUGGGUCCCGACCUGACCAAGUUUGAGGGACCCCCGGGUGGUGACUCCUCUGAGGAUGACAGGCCUGGGGGGGAGGAGGAGGAGGAGGAGAUGGUGAAGGCCCCGGAGCGGGUGACGGACUUGGAGAUCGGGAUGUACGUUCUCCUGGGCGUCUUCUGCCUGGCCAUCUUCAUCUUCCUCGUCAACUGCGUGGUCUUUGUGCUGCGCUACCAGCGCAAGGAGCCCCCCGACGCCGGGCCUGGCCCGGCCUCUCCCCCUUCCGCCCCCACCGUCCAAUCCAUCCUAGUAGCCAGCGAGGACGACAUCCGCUGGGUGUGCGAGGACAUGGGGCUGCGGGACCCCGACGAGCUGAGGAGCUACAUGGAGCGGAUCCGGGGCAGCUCCUGACCUCGGGCCCCUGUGCCCGACUGGCACCGCACAGGGCACAGCAGUCAGGGACCAGUCUCCCCUUUCAUUGGCUGCCUUCCCAGGGGUCUGCCCUGGGAUCCACUGCCCAAACCUGCUCCCUCCCAGUCAGUGUUAGGAGAACCCUGCCCCGGGGGCAGGACUCUCCCCACUAGGAAUGAGCCCUAGGGCUGCAGCCCUGCACCCUGCCAUAGAACUGACUCCGACGCGCUCUCUGUCCUGGAGGUCCGCCCUGGGCCCCAGCGGAGGCCUGUCUCUUACUAUCUCCCUGGAAGGAGUCUGCGAUUGAACCCAGCGUCCUGGCAUUGCCCAGCUUCCGGGGGGUGCUUUCCCUGCUGGCUUCCAAGCCGCCGAGGGGCGCGCCGGGGCCGGCUUCCUGUUUUGCUUUGGUUCUCGUUGCGACGUUGUGUUGAUUGUGGUGGUUUUUCAUGGCGAGUGUCCUUCCUGUGGUCUGACCCUCUGCUUAGUCUCCCCACCCCUGCCCACCACGUGGGGUGGGCGUCCCCUGCCCCUCAGGCGCCAGCCCGUCUCCUUCACCCCAGCCCCGCCUUCAUUUUGUACGACUGACAUUUUAUACCUGUAGCGUCGGGAGGCGGCCACGGCGGGUCCUCUUAUGU
Molecule: messenger RNA, 3818 nt
Organism: Pelodiscus sinensis (Chinese soft-shelled turtle)
Lineage: Eukaryota; Metazoa; Chordata; Testudines; Trionychidae
Source: RefSeq, a predicted model, not a curated record